GACGCCACGAGAAGGGCGAGAGCUCUGCAACUAUCCGAACAAUUAAUUCGAGCCCCGACAAAGCAAAAGAUCUUUCGCACAAACAUUACACGAUAUUUAUAGAGUGACCCUCUUUCUCUCCAAUUUCUGUACAUCGCCUUUCUCCAAUUCUCUUAUAUUUCUCGUUAUAAGUCGGUGGCCAAGGCAUAGAGGGGUCACUCCUUGAAUCUGUUUCUGCACUCUGUGAGGUUCUUAUCUCCCUGAAUAAAUUACUUUCCGCUUGCAGAUGGUAAGAGGACCUUAACAAUGUCAGUCUCAUCAGUUGAAAGUAUGGCGUCUCUAAGCAGUGAUCUUUGCUACGAUAUACUUAAGCGUCUGGAUGGUGCUACAUUGGCCAGUGCUGCAUGCACUUGUGCAGCAUUCUGUUCUAUUUCAAGAGAAGAGAGGCUGUGGGAAAAUGUUUGUUCUUCUAUGUGGCCUUCAACUAAUAGGGAUGAUGUCAAAAACUUGAUCUCUUCAUUAGGUGGGUUCAAAAAAUUUUACGCUGAUUGCUUUCCGCUCAUAGUAAAUAAGGAGGUUCCUGAAUUUCACUGGAACGACUAUUAUGAGUAUCCUCAAGAAUGGACUGAAGCUGAAUAUUACGGCGAUGAGGAUGAGGCCGAAAGUAUUUCACCAUCAGAUUUUGUGUCUAUUGUGGAUAUCAGAUAUAAAGAUAAAACAAUCUGUUCAAGAGUUCUCUGGGGUAUCCCCAAUGCAAAUAGCUUUAAUGGUUGGUUUUACAAUUGCCCUUUUCGGGUUGAUCUUCUUGCAUAUUCGGCUAUCAAUGAUGACCAAACAGAUGAAGUUACGGUUUCACUAUCCGAUGGGCUGCCUCCAAUUUGGUCCAUGGAACGAGAGAGGAAAGACGGAAAGGUCUGGCAAGAGCUCCGCGAUGGCAUCAGGCUUAGCUGGAUUCUUGUUAACAAAAAAACAAAGAAAGCUGCUAAUCUUUCCAGUUGGAGCCCUAUUGGAGGACAGAGACAUUGGCCCACAGAGAACGACUUCUUGUUACGUUUUGGUUCUGUGCUUCCCGCCAAAGAUAUUCUUCCAUGUCAAGUGGUGGAGUGCAUUCUUAUCAUGAAGUUCAGAGUGGCUCGUAUCGAGGAUGAAGAAACCCAUACUACUCUCAAGUUGACGGAACUGAGCAUGCAACUGGGAGACAUGGAAGGUUCUCACGUUAACGGUAGAAACAGCCUGCUCGUUCUGAGAGAAGCACUUAGCUGUCCAAGAAGCAAGAAUUAUAGUGAGGCCCUCGAGUCUUGUCAACUGUACUCAAAAGUUCAGAGCGAGCUCAAGGAGGAGAAGAUGAGAUACGAGAACAGGUUAGAUACACUCUGGAUUCUAGGAAGUAUUGCAGCUUGCGUGACUUUUUGUCUGUACUGUCUGUGAAACGGAAGUUUGUUCAUUAUAAGUUGUCUGUCACUCAGUUUUGUUUGCACAUAUGGUAGUAGCUUGUAGCUGAAUUUCCUAAGUAUGCCGUGAUAAUUUUGCUUUACUUGUGUGUUAAAGGAAAUGAUGUACACUGUUGAGACCCACUCUUUAUUGCUAAGAGUAAAAUAGAUGUCGAAAUAAAGGUUCGACAUCUUUAUGAGUACGUUACUUCCCUGAAUCCCCUUGAAUCCA
Molecule: messenger RNA, 1641 nt
Organism: Sesamum indicum (sesame)
Lineage: Eukaryota; Viridiplantae; Streptophyta; Magnoliopsida; Lamiales; Pedaliaceae
Product: putative F-box protein At2g36090
Molecular function (GO): protein binding
Source: RefSeq, a predicted model, not a curated record